UAAUAUCUAAAAAAAAAACAAUAAAAGAAGAGAAAUGCAAUCAGAAUAAUGUGCUGAUGUGCAAAAAAAUUAAGAAAAGGGUAUUUUCUAAACAUUCUAUUCAGUGUAGUUUGUAUGGAGAUAAUAUAGAAUAUUCGUUCAAAUAAUCAAAAAAAUAAUAAAAAGUAAUACAAAUGAAUUAUUUAUAAAAAAAUUGUAUAUCCUGCGAAUCUAUGGUAGCACAUGAAUACCAUGUGCUGAAAAUCAUAACAUUAUUACCAGCGAUGAAUAAGAAAUCUAUGUUCCCAUACAAAGAGAAUUGCAUAUUAAACACACAACAGCUGGAAAGACUUUCGGAACACAAAUGUCAAUGUCGUAACGCAAGUCUAUUAGAUCCUUGGCUACGACUAUGGUGGAAUUGUUUGGCCUUAAAAACCUCCCUGCGGUUAGAACUGAAUUAAAUUACGGCCUAAUAGUAAAUGUCACAACUUUAAUAUUAGUGGGAUACAGUCAAGGCGGAAUAACUCCUCCAUCGCGAAGUGUAGAAUUAAUCAACGAAAAAGAAGCCAGACGAACAAAUACAUCUUCGCCGUUGAGAUAGCUUUUCGAUUAUGGUUGCGAUUCCAUAUCCGGUCUUUUUAUUACGGCCUGUAUACAGUUCAGCCACUAUCCUGACUGGUUAUUCUUCUAGUGUUUUUGUGCUACUGGUUUGUUUGAUAGCGCCGAUUGGCAAAAGUAUGUCUCGGGCAGGUUACGUUCGCGAAAAACUGAAGUAAAUGAAGCUCAAUUCAACGUUCGUUGGUGUACAUUUGUUCCGAAAUUAUGGUUAACGGAGCUAAGAUAUCUUGGAUGUGAAGCGCGCAAUAUGCCUCUAUAUUUUGCGUUUGGCAUUGAUCUUUUAUUCAUUGCACGCUAUACCAACGUCGUGAAGAAUGAAGGAUGCGGUAAAAAUAGAUCCACAAUGGCCGUCAGAAGCGUCUGUUCGCCUAGAAUAUCUUUGACGCUAGUAAUAUUACCGGCAUUUUUAGUUGCUCAGAAAUUGUCAGAGAUAAUCUUUGUGGAACAAUUCUCUCUAUACUUUAUAGUAGUCGGCUUGGUGGCAGCUAAAGUAACCUAUAAAUUGGUUAUUGCUCAUUUGACCAAAGACGAAAUGGAAUAUUUGGAUUGGCCUCUUUUGGGUUCAGGUCUAUUGUUCCUGAAUCAAUAUUUUAAUUGCGUAAUCCCAGGAAAAUGGUUAUUCUGGUCAUUUGGUCUAUUCAGGACUUACUGCGGAACUGUGCACAAGUCGUUUGCAUAUAAAUCUAUUGGCCAUACCUUAUCCAACACGCAUUGCGUCAAUCAAUGCAGUGGCAUGAAUAUGAGUAGCGCAUUUACCACCGGUUCUAGCGAUAAAAAUGUCCCCACUCAUCAUCUAAAGACUUAUAAUAAUAAUUAUUAUCCUGCGUAUUUUAAAGAGAAUUGUGACCUUAUACAACCUUAUUCUUUAAAUAUAUAUAACUAUUUUCCCGAAACAAGUAAGUGUGGCCACAUAUAUUUAUAUUCAUCACAGUUUAUAAAAAAAAAAAAUUUAUAUCUAUUAUACAUAAACGUUAUAAAUAUAUACAUAAACGUCCAUAUACAUAAGUAGAACUAAAGAAAUUAAUGCUUACCUAUUACAUAUUUUAACAUAUUAAGUAUUGAUUAAAAAACAAAAGAAAAAAAUGGAAUAAAGUAUAGUUUUUCUUAAAUUUGAGAGGAAAGUAGUUAAGGGGCUUUCGGACCCAAACUCGCGGUCUGCCAUAGCCAUCAUGGGCCGAAGAAAACCAUAGUCAGGGCGGGUGCAAAAAAUCCCAGGGACGCAAGGGAAGUCCGUUCGCUAAGUUAGUUUACGUUCAUCCGUGUGUUCGUUAAAGGGUAAGUAUGUAUGUAUGUGCUGUUCUUUUAACUGUAACAGUCCGAGGAGUGUCAAUGAGCCGAAAAUAUAGAACCCUUCUCACAUCUCACGAACUAGCUAGCGCAGCAAAGGGAUGUACAUUGGUCUCAUACGCCUCCAAUCCUAAAGUGGUACUUCCGAGUUUUCUUAAAAUUUAAUGCGAUUAAUAGUUUCCUAUACACAGACAGGAAGAUAUAGACAGUGACGUUCUCCACGUUCCAGCUACCUAAGGAAAAGAUCGAUUUACUUCGACCGCGUAACUCAAUUUUCGCCUUUACUUUCAUUCAUUUUAUUAAUUUGUGAAGUUCAAUUUUGUAUUUUUGUUUAGUAUAUAAACGAAUUUACCUAAAGUGAAUGUAUAGUAUUUUAAAAUUAAAUUUUUUCUUUUUAAUCAGUUUCUGAAAAUCAAAUGAAAACCCAGCUUUUUAAUUGUCAUUUAUGCGGAUUUAUUCCUCAUAUUUUUUAUUUCAAUACAAUUCCGUUUGAAAGUGCAGAAGCUAUAUUAUAUUGAUAGGUACAGACCCCGAAAACUCUAAAAUAAUGGUUAAACGGUUCACUAGAAGCAUAUAGAUUCUCCUUAUGCCAUCACUCAUACCAAUUUUUCCUGAGAGGUAUUCGAAAGCCUGUUGGGACGCGAAACUUUUUUAGAAAUCCAUAUGUGACAAUAUAUAUAUAUAUUUUUAUUUACUUUGUUGACGAAUGUAUAAAAUCGUAUGCUUACAUAUUUUCCGCAACAUACGAAGAUGUGAAGCGUCUUAUAAGAUACCUUUUCCGCCCAAUUUCGAUUUUCCUCUACUGCCAAAUAGCAUAGUAUAAGCAAA
Messenger RNA from Glossina fuscipes, 2712 nucleotides. Its product is annotated as cholinephosphotransferase 1-like. Gene Ontology annotation, biological process: phosphatidylethanolamine biosynthetic process. Gene Ontology annotation, cellular component: Golgi apparatus; endoplasmic reticulum membrane. Gene Ontology annotation, molecular function: diacylglycerol cholinephosphotransferase activity; ethanolaminephosphotransferase activity. The record is from RefSeq and is a predicted model, not a curated record. The transcript has a single exon. Bases 845 to 1606 code for a protein of 253 amino acids. Lineage: Eukaryota; Metazoa; Arthropoda; Insecta; Diptera; Glossinidae.